AUGAAUGCACAACACAAAACCAUGACCACCAGCAUCAAGAUGCGUCUACGGCUCCAAAGGAGUCAUGGCCGAGCACAAAAGGAAGUCUGCACAGCUCAUCGGGUGUCGAUUCGCGAAACCAAAGCAAUGGCCGGUGCAACCGUCACCCUUGACGCACAUUCGGCACUGGCGAUCCUGCCGCCAGAUGAGCUGCUGACAGAGGUGCAGGCUGUGCGCCAGCAGCACGACAAGGCCUACGUCCGAUGGCCGCAGGCGCAUCUACGGGUUCUUUGGCCCUUCUUGCCCGUGAGGACGGCUCUCCCGCGGCUGGAGCAACUCAACGAGAAGCUGGCAGCCUUACCCGUCGAGCUCUCGGAGGUGCGUCUUCUGAACGGUUUGGCGCGCGCGCCAGUGGAUAGGGCGUAUGUUGGCGUCACGCCAUCCGAUGCCACGCGCCGUAUUUUGCUGGAUCUUGUGGAGAGCCUUCUCGAAGAUUUUCCGGAGUGCCGUGCUGCGGAUAGCGAAGAACCGGACUUCCACGUGACGCUGGGGCAGUUUCCACUGCGAGAGGCAGAGCGUGUCGUGACGAGCCACUGCGUGCCCCUGCCCCUUACCUGGCACUGCACAGCUUUGGCCUUCUGCGCCCGGGCUAACUCCGAAGAGCCUUUCCGGCUUGUCCAAAGCAUUCCGCUGAGGCCUUUCUACCCACCAGCGCGACGUCUGCCCAGCUAUUCGCUUCUUCCCUCGCAUGCCUGGUGUACAGUUGUCGAGGCGCUGCCGGUGGGAGAUGCGGCGCGAAUGACGAGGCUGCUCCAGCGGAAGGGCACGGCUUGGAAAGAAGACUGGUGGCACAAACUGAAUGAAGAGUACUUCAACGUGGAGACUCAGCGGUUACAAAAGCGACCCCCCGAGCUUUCUUUCUGCUCGCUGGCAGCUGCGGCGGCUGAAAGUGCAAGCCUGCGCUGCGUUGCGGCCGCUUCGGCCGUCUCUGGGAGCAAGGAGGCAGCCCCCAUCUUCGAGUGCAGGGUCGUGCGGGAGUUUGAAGCGCACUGCACAGUUCGCCAGGAGGUCCUGGCAAUGCCGUUCCAGACGGCCAGCUGUGUGCGGCACAGCGACUCACGCUUGCUGGCGGCGGGGGAAAUCAGCAGCAAAGAGAGUGGCCUGGCAAUCUGGAAUGUGGACGGCUUGAACGAGAAGCCUCGAUUUUGCAAGAUUCGGGGCCAUAUCCACAGCAUCGACCUCUGGCAAGACACCCUCCUUGUGCUUGGGAAAGGAGGCUCGCUUGCCUUGCACGACCUCUUGGAUCCUCGUGCCACGCCGACCUCCCUCGGCCGCAAGGGUGAUGGGGCCGCGCGGGACGCCCACUGGAUGGCUGGAGGGCGCGUGGUGGCGGCCUUCGCCCAGAAGGUCCGUGUGAUCGACCUGGAGGCUGACGGCGGUCAGAGCUGCGACAUUACCAGCACACUUUCGCGCCCGGUCAUUGCCCCGCUAGAUGCAGACCACGUGGCCCUAAGCGGGCAGUCCGGCUGUGUCAUUUGGGAUCUCAGAAAGUCCGCUUCAGCCAUGGAGGUUCCCUGGUCGUCCUCCUUCUCGUGCACGGCCAUCGCAGCCAGUGGGGCCAAUGGCCUUCUGAUAGGUGGCUGGGGUGCCGAUUGCAGCCCAGUGCACACUUUGGACCUGCGGAUGCCAACGGCCCGCGAGGCCAUCCUUCCGAUUCCUGGACACAAGCUGCGGGCAGACAAGGUGUUUGCAGGAAGCUCCUGCUUUUCCGCACAGUUUGAUGAUGGCAGCCUGGCCACUUGGCACACCGAGAGCCAUUCUUCGCUGGGCUGGUGGCGCAACUCCCACUGCUUGUCCCAACCCACCGUCGAGCACCGCAACUGGCACGGCCUGGCCGCCGCCGGCGCCGGGCGGCUGAGAGUGGCGAUGCCAGGCGUGAAAGCGACUCUUCAGAGGGGCCAUGCGAAGAAGGAAGUCAAGGCCGCCUUGAGUCAGGUGACAAGUCAAUCUCAAACCAUCGCACGUGUGGGUAGUGCUAAAGGCCUUCCGAACAUGAAAAGUUUUGCAGCUUUCGCGCUGUUGGCGGUGACGAGCCAGGCAAGCGAAGAUGCAGAGCGGGCUCGAAUUCUGUCCGAAAUCGACGCGCUCCGAGGCCAACUUCAGAAGCAGCGUACGAUCAUCCAGCAGCAGUUCGCCCAGCUCGCCAACCUUGAGGAAGACGAGGAGCGUCGCCUGCAGACCGUUGGCAACGUCACAGCGACUGCCUGGGCAACAGAGAAAGCCGCUCUUGAAGCGACUGACGGGAGCAUGGCGGCGGCCAUGGACACUCUUUGGCUCUGCUUGUGCGGAGCCUUAGUCAUGUUCAUGCAUGCCGGCUUUGCCAUGCUGGAGACCGGAUGCUGUCGUGCCAAGAAUGCAUCCAACGUUUUGAUGAAGAACUUGGUGAACGUAUGUGUUGGCACGAUUGGCUGGUGGGUGCUUGGCUAUGCCUUUGCUUAUGGCGGCGGCAUCAACCGGUUCAUUGGCACCACAAACUUCCUGGGAGAGGGUUUCUACACGAAGGAUGCGUCCGGAAAUAUUCUGGCCCCAGGUUGUGCCAACAACGCUUGCCAGAGCACGGCACUUGCAUGGUUUUUUCAGUGGGCAUUUUGCACAGCUGGAGCCACGAUCGUGAGCGGAGCCGUUGCUGAGCGCGUCCAGGGUCCAACAUAUGCCAGCUAUGCUUUCGUCAUGACCUCUUUGAUUUAUCCGGUGGUGGUGCAUUGGGGUUGGAGUGGCAGCGGCUUCCUUGGAGACAUCCUGGAUGUCGGCGUCAUGGAUUUCGCCGGCAGUGGCAUCGUGCACCUGACUGGCGGAGUCAGUGGCCUUGCAGGAACCAUAGUGUUGGGGCCACGCAAAGGGCGCUUUGUCAACCCAGAAGAGUUUGAGCCUCAUAACCUUCCACUGGUGGUCUUCGGAACGUUUGCACUGUGGUUUGGCUGGUAUGGAUUCAACCCGGGUUCAACCCUGGGCAUGUCCGACGGCGCAACCGGUGCACUGGCGGCCCAGGUGGCAAUGAACACCACAAUCGCUGCAGCCACGGGCGGCAUCACUGUCUUCCUCCUACGGUACAUCAUCCUUCGCAAGUAUGAUGUGGGCGGGCUCUGCAAUGGCAUCUUGGCAGGGCUUGUUUCAAUCACGGCACCGUGCGGUAACAUUGAAUGUGGCAGUGCAUUUGCCGUCGGCUUCAUCGGUGCCCUCGUCUACCAGGGAUCCUCCAUGCUCCUCCAGAAGCUGAAGAUUGACGACCCUGUGGAUGCAAGCCCAGUCCACGGCUUCUGCGGAAUCUGGGGCGUGCUAGCUGCUGGUCUCUUCGACUGGGGCAAGGGCUUCGAUCACUUCCACGGCUGGAGCGGCUGGGGUUGCAUGACGGAUGACAACGGUGCCUGCCAGACGGACAUCAACGGUUCAGCCCUCGGUGCGCAAGUCAUCCUGAUUCUCAUGGCAACACGGCCAGUGCCCACGUCAUCUCCGCAGCCGGCCCAGGGCCCAAAGCCAAGGCUUCGCACCAGCGAAGAUGUUUAUCACCGGCUCAUUCACGACAAGCGCUUUCGUGCUCCGAAGGUGAUGAUGGGCUACGAGGAUCGCUUCCUCGGCCCGCUGGAGGUGAAGCUGCUGGCCUUCCGGCCAGGUGGCGACAUACCCUACCACCGGGUCUACUAUUUCAGAGAGGAGGGGGAGGUGCUUUGGGACCGGCGAGCCCGUUUGGAUCGCGUCUUCGGAACUGGCGAGGCCAUGUCCCACGCAGCGGCAGCGCAGACCAAGGAAGCGAUCGGCCGGGCUAAGCAGACGAUGAUUAAGAUUGACAAGGGCCUUAUCAAGGUGCGCGGGAGCCAGACUGAGGAUCGAAAGGUCAAAGCAGAAGAGAUACCGGUCAUGAAGUACUUCCCGGAGGAGGAAGCCUGGCUGCCAUUCCCUGCAGCUGCCGCUGCCGUAGAAUUGACACAGCUCCGAGUCCUAACGUUCAAUGUCCUUUUCGAGCUGUUUGGGGACAUCGAGACACACAUGGAGGCAAGAUUGGUGCAGAUUUUCCGGGAGCUAUCGCAUUGUGGAGCGGACAUCAUGGCUUUGCAAGAGGUCACCCCGCCAUUCGCAGAGGCGCUUCUAUCGCAGCCGUGGGUGCGGGAGCAGUGCUGGUCCAGCGCAGGCGCAAAUUCCACAGCAGUUGACCCGUCGGGCCAGCUCAUCUUGUCCAGGGUCCCCAUGGAGUCAGCCUGUCUGGCGCGAAUCAGCCCUCACAAGACUGUUGUCCUGGCAUCCUUUCCCGUCGUGCUGGGUGAGAGCCGGGCUGUCACGAUGGCCAACCUCCAUCUGUCGGCAGAUUCGCAGAAGAAUCUGCAGCAGCCGUCCCGCCGCAGCCAACGCCAGGAGCAGCUGCGAGCUUGCGAGAACUUGCUCUUGGAAAGGUCAGGGCCCACUGACUUGACUUUGCUUCUGGGGGACUUCAACUCGGCCCCUGAGGUGGAGCCGGCCCAGUUCAGGACAAGUUUCGCAGAUGUUUGGUUGGAAGCCAAUCCCGACAUGCUGGGGCACACCUUCGAUCCCACACAGAAUGCUGUCGCGCGGCGUGUGGUUACGGCUGUGGGUGGUGCACCGGAUCCCCGGCGACUGGACCGGAUCUAUGUCCACUCCGACAGCGGGCCGUGGCAGUGUCGUGCCGAGCUGACGUUUACCCGGAGCUUUCCGCUCGUGGGCGGCCCUGGACAGCGAGGAGCUCCUGAGAGAUGGUUUGCUUCGGAUCACUUUGGUGUCUUGUGCUCCCUGCUGCCAAGUGCGAUGAAGAAGACCAGCCCCGCAGAUCCGGGCUGCAUUCUCGUCCGGGCGCCAGUGUCUCAGCUCUCCGCGGAGCUCUUGGGCGCUCUGACUCUGCACGACCGGCCGCGAUUGGAGGUCGUCCUCCUUGGCUCCUCAGCGCUGGGCAUUGCGGACGAGGGCAGCGACAUAGACGUACUAGCAUGUUCUGCGGAGCUCACCAGUUCCCAGUACUUUGCCAUGGCGCGACAGGAGCUAGAAGGCUUGGAGGUUCAGGAUCUGGAGUUGGCAGAAGACGCUGUGGUACCACUGCUGAAGUUCCGAGCCGAAGGCAAGGAGUUCGAGGUGCAGUUCUCAGAGCUCCGGGACGAGCACCUGCCACUGCUUCGCAGCAGCCACGCCGGGGGCUCCGAACAUGCCUGCGAGACUUUGCAGUCGCUGCUUUUCCAGCCUGGUUCCGUGCCACAGGUGGGACUUUCCGCAGCGUUGGACGCCUGGGUCCUCCUCCGAGCGGCCUUUGCUGCCGGGCGCGAGGAGGCCGUCGAGGCUUUCCGGACCUUGGCCAAGGAGGUGAAGCUGUGGGCGAGGCAGCGGCAACUGCUGGGCACGGCCUUUGGAUUCCCUGGCGGCUUCGCUUGGGCUCUGCUGGUGGUGAUGGAGGUGGUGCGGUGGUUUUCCGAAACGGAUGACAGGAGGCAGUCCGACUUGGCUACGCGCUUUUACAAUCGGCUCAGCCUUUGGGAGUGGCCGGCGGAGGGAGCGCAUCUGCAGCAAAAGGUGCUAUCGCCGGCCGCCCCGACACAGGAGCUGCCAGUGCUUUGGUGCCCUGCCGGUCCCAAGGAUCGGAACGCCCUUCGCAGCCUGACGCGCGGCACAGCUGGAAUCCUUCAGGCUCAGCUCCGGCGAGCAGCCCUGGAGGGAGCUGAGACGGUCGCGGGUGCAAUAGAUCUCCCGGAGUUCUUGAUUCUCAGCUUGGUGGAGGCCACCGAGGUUGCGCACUCACGACUCCAGAGGAAGGCUUUGUCAGUCCUCUUGGAGGCAGAGCGCUGUGCUGGACACGCGACGGUUUGGCCGUUGACAGAGAUUCACACCACCGUCCGUGGUGCUUCUUGCAUCGUGUUGGGCUGUUCCGGAUGGGCGCCUACGUACGGUGAGCAGCUGGCCCUUGUGUCGAGCUUGCGGAUCUCGCAGGGCAUCGAGUUGGAGGCGAAGUUGGUCUCGGCAAGCAGCCUCCGUGAGGAAGUCCGAUCGAAGCUGCCUUCCAGAACACGGCCUCCAAGAGUGACAGCUGGAGCCUGA
This is a messenger RNA of Symbiodinium sp. CCMP2592, 6069 nucleotides long. The record is from the annotation of a GenBank genome assembly. Lineage: Eukaryota; Dinophyceae; Suessiales; Symbiodiniaceae.